UAUGUUUUUCUUAUCAAAACUCAAUCCAUUCUUAAUUUUGGUGCCUCAUUUCUAUCUAUCAUCUCAUCUCUCAAUACUAUCUCUCCUUUGACUAGCUAGUCCAAGUCAAACAUAUAUAUUCGCUUAAGCCCAUAAUGGGGAUCAAGAUUCAUGGAAGCCCUUUCUCCGGCGCCACCCUCCGUGUCGUGGCCGCUGCUACUGAAAAGGAACUUGACUUUGAAUUCGUCCACGUUGACAUGAGUGUUGGUGCUCACAAACAACCACCUUUUGUCUCUCUUAACCCAUUCGGUCAAGUUCCAGCUUUUGAAGAUGGAGAUCUCCAAAUUUUUGAAUCAAGAGCAAUUACAUCGUACAUAGCAUACGCCUACAAAAGUAAUGGAAGCGCAUUGGUACGUGAAGACAUUAAAGAAAAGGCAAUCCAAGCCGUAUGGAUGGAGGUUGAGGCUCACCAAUUCGACCCACCCGCUAUCAAACUCAUGUGGGAGCUUGUGUUCAAAGGCAUGUUUGGCAUGGAAACAGACACGGCUAUAGUCGAAGAGAACAAGGCUAAGUUGGCUAAAGUCCUUGACAUUUACGAGGCUCGUUUAAGUGAAUCUAACUACUUUGGUGGUGAAACAUUCACUUUAGCUGAUCUUCAUCAUUUACCUCAAUUGCAUAUACUAAUGGACACCGAUGUCAAGACUAUUUUCAAUGAACGCCCUAAUGUUAGUGCUUGGUGCACUGAUAUCUUGGCUAGGCCUGCUUCCAUUAAGGCCAUAGCCUUGCUUAAGGAGUUUAUGUAAUCGAUCAACAUUUCCGUUCUACUUUCUUUCUCAUUUGCCUAUGUACGUCAUGUUUUGUUUGUCACCGUUUUUUUUUAUGUUUUCUUUUGCUUUUGCUUUUCAUAUUUACAUAUUGUUAAUUUUAUUGUUUUUAAUAAUAAUUCCACUACUUUACAAAUAA
This is a messenger RNA of Spinacia oleracea (spinach), 942 nucleotides long. Its product is annotated as glutathione S-transferase PARB-like. Gene Ontology annotation, molecular function: glutathione transferase activity; glutathione binding. Gene Ontology annotation, cellular component: cytoplasm. The record is from RefSeq and is a predicted model, not a curated record. NCBI's taxonomy places the organism in Eukaryota, Viridiplantae, Streptophyta, Magnoliopsida, Caryophyllales, Amaranthaceae. Gene Ontology annotation, biological process: glutathione metabolic process. Bases 135 to 782 code for a protein of 215 amino acids. The transcript has 3 exons.